This is a messenger RNA of Daldinia childiae, 1248 nucleotides long. Its product is annotated as Protein kes1. The record is from RefSeq and is a predicted model, not a curated record. Gene Ontology annotation, cellular component: membrane; intracellular membrane-bounded organelle; cytosol. Gene Ontology annotation, molecular function: oxysterol binding. Gene Ontology annotation, biological process: exocytosis; maintenance of cell polarity; piecemeal microautophagy of the nucleus. Lineage: Eukaryota; Fungi; Ascomycota; Sordariomycetes; Xylariales; Hypoxylaceae. The transcript has a single exon. The coding region runs from base 1 to 1248 and encodes 415 amino acids.
AUGACCCAGUCGCAAUCCAACAUCUCCCAGUUAAAAGAUUUCUUGUCUUAUUUAGUAACCGUUAAAGGUGACCUUUCAAAUAUCACCGCUCCGCCCUUCACUCUUUCACCCAAGUCAGUGGUGGAGAUACCGACCUCUUGGGCUGAGCGUCAUGAUUUAUUCAUGCAGCCAGCGCGAGAAAAGGACCCUGCGCGACGCUCUCUUUUAGUGCUUAAGAACUUCCUCUGUAGUCUUAAGCGCCAGGUCUAUACAGCGACCGCUUCUGAAGAGUGCUCUAAUGAUAACUGCGGCGAUGACAGUGUCAAGAAACCCCUCAAUGCGUUUUUGGGAGAACUCUUUCUAGGGACUUUCGAAGGGGAUGACGGAAGCACAACGAGAUUGAUAUGUGAACAGGUAUCACAUCAUCCACCAGUGACGGCCUGCUGCUUAUAUAACGAAGUUAACGGCAUCUCAUCUUUGGGCUACGUAGCACAAGAGAUAACUUUUAAUCCCGCUUCGGGUGUUCGGGUGAAGCAAAUUGGGCACGCAAUCAUCCGUGAUGAAGGCCACGGCGAAAGUCACUUAAUGACUCUGCCGACCAUAGUGAUAAAGGGGCUAGUAGUCGGGCGGCCGUACCCUGAACUAGAAGGCACUUGUUACAUAUCGUCAAGCUCGGGAUAUCUCACAACUAUUGAUUUCCAAAGUAAAAGCCUGCUAGGAUCUGGAAAGAAGAACAGUGUACAUGCCGAGAUAUCUAAUGUUCGGGACGGGGGCAGGGUGAUGUUCAAGGUCACUGGUCAAUGGAACGACCGACUUACGAUCGUAGAUGGUACGAAUGGGAAACAAAUCGAUGAUUUUCAUGUCGACGACGUGUCCCUCACGGAGAUUCAAAUCAAACCCCUUAAAGAACAAAGCUCAUGGGAAUCGAGAAAAGCAUGGGGCAAAGUGGCAGAAGGAAUCGGUGCCGGGAGUAUGCAUGUCGUUGGCGACGAGAAGAGUACGAUUGAAAAUGCACAGCGUGAGAUGCGUGCAGCCGAGGAAAGCGUUGGCGUCGAAUGGCCAAGACUAUUCUUCCAGAAUUCGGACGACUACAACCAGGAGUUUGCUCUUUUAGCUAAGAUUAUUCCAGAUCCGACGGCCAGGAGCCUUAACCAAGAGCGGACGGCUGGGGUAUGGAAGUUCAUCGGGGUCGGCGCUGCUGAGGCCCUGCUCUCAGAUGGGAUCUUUCACAGGUCGUUGGCGCCAACGGGACAAACGGAAUACUGUUGA